CGCGGGGCGGGCUGUGGCGCGCCGAGUGCUUCCGCGUUUGCGGGGUCGCGGGAGCCUCUAGGUGGGUUGACGGCGGGCUCGGCCCACACCCUUCGCUCCUGGGACCUAGUCCGGACGCCCGGCGCGGCCGCCACACACCGGAGGAAGCUGAAGGACUGAAUUUCACCAUGUCUGGAAUCAAGCGAACAAUCAAGGAAACUGACCCUGAUUAUGAGGACGUAUCUGUAACCCUUCCAAAUAAGCGGCAUAAAGCAAUUGAGAACUCAGCUCGAGAUGCAGCUGUGCAGAAGAUUGAGGCUAUUAUCAAGAAACAAUUUGCUCUCGAAAUGAAGAACAAGGAACAUGAAAUUGAAGUCAUUGACCAGCGAUUGAUUGAAGCAAGAAGGAUGAUGGAUAAGCUUCGUGCGUGCAUUGUAGCAAACUACUAUGCUUCUGCGGGUCUUCUAAAAGUUUCAGAGGGUUCAAAGACAUAUGAUACAAUGGUUUUUAACCAUCCUGCUAUCAAGAAAUUUUUGGAAUCACCAUCUAGAUCCUCAUCUCCUACCAAUCAAAGAUCAGAAACACCAUCGGCUAAUCAUUCUGAAAGUGAUUCUUUAUCCCAGCACAAUGACUUCCUAUCUGACAAAGACAAUAACAGCAAUGUGGAUAUGGAGGAAAAACUCUCAAACAAUAUGGAACAGAGAUCCAGCCGAAACACUGGAAGGGACACUUCCAGUGGGAUUGGCUCCCAUAAAACAGAACAGCGGAAUGCUGAUCUCCUGGGAGAUGAGACUUCACGACUCUUUGUAAAGAAAACAAUAGUAGUGGGUAAUGUAUCCAAGUAUAUACCUCCAGAUAAGAGGGAAGAAAAUGACCAAUCAACUCACAAAUGGAUGGUAUAUGUCCGUGGGUCUCGUAGAGAACCUAGCAUUAAUCAUUUCGUCAAGAAAGUUUGGUUCUUCCUUCAUCCUAGCUAUAAGCCAAAUGACCUUGUGGAAGUUCGAGAACCUCCUUUUCAUCUGACUAGAAGAGGUUGGGGUGAGUUUCCUGUGAGAGUUCAAGUUCACUUCAAGGACAGCCAGAAUAAGCGGAUAGAUAUCAUACAUAACCUGAAGCUGGAUAGAACUUACACUGGCUUGCAGACCCUUGGUGCGGAGACGGUUGUGGAUGUUGAACUCCAUCGGCAUUCGCUUGGAGAAGACUACCUUUGUCCUCAGUCUUCUGAGUCAGACAUCUCAGAUGCCCCUCCACCUUUGCCUUUGACCACUCCAGCCCCAGUGAAAGCUUCUUCACCAAUAAAGCAGUCCCUCGAGCCAGCAUCCGAUACCUGUGUGGAGAAAGGAUUCCCAACCAACACUGAAGCUGAGAGAAACACCACAUUAUAUUCCUUACCGUCUUCAUUGGAAAGAACCCCUACUAAAGCGACGACAGCCCAGAGAGUUACUUUUUGUUCACAUGGCAAUUCUGCUUUCCAGCCAAUAGCAUCAAGCUGCAAAAUUGUGCCACAAAGUCAGGUGCCUAACCCCGAGUCUCCUGGGAAAUCCUUCCAGCCCAUCACUAUGAGCUGCAAGAUUGUCUCAGGUUCCCCAAUAUCAACUCCAAGUCCAUCACCACUGCCUCGCACCCCAACUUCCACCCCAGUCCAUGUGAAGCAAGGCCCUACCAGCUCUGUGAUGAGCAGUCCUUACGUUAUUGUGGACAAGCCUGGGCAGAUUAGAGCCUCUACUCCAAGUACAGCAGGAAGUCCUACAAACAAAUUCCCUGUGGCCUCUCAAGUCUCCCAAGGAACAGGUUCUCCCAUUCCUAAAAUUCAUGGAAGUAGUUUUGUAACGUCUACUGUCAAGCAGGAGGAGUCUUUGUUUGCAUCUAUGCCACCUCUUUGCCCAAUUGGAAGUCACCCUAAGGUUCAGAGCCCUAAGGCUAUAACUGGAGGACUUGGAGCUUUCACAAAAGUGAUCAUCAAACAAGAACCCGGGGAAGCCCUUCACGUGCCCACAACAGCCACUACCAGCCAGUCACCACUCCCUCAGUAUGUGACCGUGAAAGGAGGUCACAUGAUAGCUGUGUCCCCGCAAAAACAAGUCAUAAGUGCUGGAGAAGGGACUGUCCAAUCACCAAAGAUUCAGCCCUCCAAGGUUGUUGGGGUGCCAGUUGGCUCGACCUUACCUCCUACAGUGAAGCAGGCUGUGGCCAUCAGCGGUGGCCAAAUCCUUGUCGCCAAAGCCAGCUCUUCUGUUGCCAAAGCAGUCGGCCCAAAGCAAGUUGUCACUCAAGGAGUUGCCAAAGCAAUUGUGAGUGGAGGUGGAGGAACCAUUGUUGCUCAGCCAGUGCAGACCUUAACCAAGGCUCAGGUUACUGCCUCUGGCCCCCAGAAGAGUGGAACCCAGGGCUCAGUAAUGGCAACAUUGCAGCUACCAGCCACUAAUCUGGCCAACUUGGCAAAUUUGCCUCCAGGCACUAAACUCUACCUUACAACGAACAGCAAGAACCCUUCAGGAAAAGGAAAGCUGCUGUUGAUCCCUCAGGGAGCCAUCCUUCGAGCCACCAGCAAUGCCAACCUCCAGUCUGGCUCAGCUGUUGCCGGUGGCAGCGGCAGUGGCAGCAGCGGUGGUGGUGCAGGCGGGGGAGGCAGUGGAGGUGGCGGUGGCAGCGCAGCAGGAGGAACCCAAAGUGCCACCAACCCUGGAGGGAUCUCCCAGCACCCGACUUACACAUCUUACAUCCUCAAGCAAACUCCCCAGGGGACAUUCUUAGUGGGCCAGCCAUCACCCCAAACGUCUGGAAAACAGCUAUCUACUGGGUCAGUAGUCCAAGGAACAUUAGGAGUCAGCACAUCUUCUGCACAGGGACAACAGACAUUAAAAGUCAUCUCUGGACAGAAAACCACUUUGUUUACACAGGCAGGCCCUGGGGGCCAGUCAUCACUAAUGAAGAUAUCUGAUGGCACCAUGAAGUCUAUGGCAGCCACCUCUCAGCUCUCAAAGCCUGGAACCACAACGCUUCGGGUAGCAGGAGGGGUUAUCACAGCCGCUGCCUCUCCCGCCGCCACUCUCUCAGCAAGUGGUGCCACACCACAGUCUGAAGGAGUCACACCCGUUUCAUCUUCUGUUGGCUCUGUGAUGAGAACUACUGGCCAGCCACAAGUGUGUGUGAGCCAGGCCACCGUGGGAACCUGCAAGGCUACAGCUCCCACUGUCGUCAGUGCAGCAUCCCUGGUGUCCACACCAAACCCUGUCUCGGGGAAAGCCACAGUAUCAGGAUUGUUAAAAAUUCACUCCAGUCAGUCCAGUCCCCAGCAGGCUGUCCUGACAAUUCCCAGCCAGCUCAAGCCACUGAGCGUAAACACCUCUGGCAGUGUGCCAACGAUCCUGAUGCCUGUGAAUAAAGUAGUUCAGUCAUUUUCUGCCAGCAAAUCAUCUACCAUUUUGCCCAUAGCUGCUCCAGCUCCAUCUGCCCCCAACUGGACUCCAGCAGCUGUUGCAAAAGUUAAGACUGAACCAGAAACCCCUGGGCCAAGCUGCCUGUCACAGCAGGGCCAGACUGUAGUGAAAACUGAAGAAAGUUCUGAGUUGGGAAACUAUGUUAUUAAGAUAGAUCAUUUGGAGACUAUUCAGCAGCUCUUAACAGCAGUAGUAAAGAAGAUUCCACUAAUCACUAUGAAAAGUGAAGAGGCCAGCUGCUUUUCUGCCAAGUCUGUGGAGCAGUAUUAUGGCUGGAACAUUGGGAAAAGGAGAGCCGCUGAGUGGCAAAGAGCAAUGACAAUUCGAAAAGUCUUACAAGAAAUCCUGGAGAAGAACCCAAGAUUCCAUCACCUGACUCCUCUGAAGACCAAGCACAUCGCUCACUGGUGCCGCUGCCAUGGCUACACACCACCAGACCCCGAGAGCCUGCAGCAUGACGGGGACUCGAUUGAGGAUGUGCUUACCCAGAUCGACAGUGAGCCAGAGUGCCCGUCAUCAUUUUCUUCGGCUGACAACCUCUGCCGGAAGCUGGAGGACCUACAGCAGUUUCAGAAGAGAGAGCCAGAGAAUGAGGAGGAGGUGGACAUCCUCAGCCUCUCAGAACCACUAAAGAUAAACAUCAAAAAGGAGCAGGAAGAAAAGCAAGAAGAAAUUAAAUUCUUCCUGCCACCAACUCCAGGCUCAGAAUUUGUUGGUGACAUCACACAGAAGAUUGGGAUCACCCUGCAGCCCGUGCCCCUGCACAGAAACAUGUAUGCCUCAGUGGUCGAGGACAUGAUCUUAAAGGCCACGGAGCAGCUGGUGAGUGACAUCCUGAGACAGGCGCUGGCAGUUGGGUACCAGAGAGCAUCUCACAACAGGAUUCCAAAAGAAAUUACAGUGAGUAAUAUUCAUCAGGCCAUUUGCAACAUUCCUUUUCUGGACUUUCUCACAAACAAACACAUGGGAAUAUUGAAUGAGGAUCAAUAAACAACACCGAAGAUGGUUCUAGAAAAACAGAAUUUGAAGCUGUAUCUGAAGUAUAUAAACUGUGGUUAUUCUCGUGUUUGGGGAAGAAGGUGGUUUUCUCUGUACUUCAGAAUGUCAUGACGACCAAACCAUUGCCUCUACCUGAGUAUAACAUCAGUUCCAGAUGAAGCCCUUUCAAGGCAGCGUAUUUCCCAACUUUGGAGGGAAGUUGAAUGGAUUGCAUUCCCUUACUUCGUAAAGACUCCAGAGGGGUCUUAGAGUAGGACCAGGUCGUUUCUCCUUGGGGUGUGCUGGAACUUGGCUUCCCAGGAGGCAGAAGUGAGCUUGGAAGACUGGAGGAUUAUCCCUCUGUGGGCUGGGGUCGACCUGAAGAGGGAUUCAGCCUUGCACUUGAGCAAAUGAGUCUCUGCUCCUACCUCAGCCUCACUGGAAGGUCUGCAUCCCCCUGGUCCACAUGAGUCAGCUGCAGGAGGCAAUGCCAGUGUCAGAGCAGUGUCAAGGAACAGACAAAUUCCAGUGGGCAUUAAGACCGUGGAAACCCAGAAGAGUGAAUGCUCUAUCAGUGUACGUAGCAUCCUCGGCCAUCUGUGUGCUGAGCCAAGAGCUGGCUCCUCCUCCUCUGUGUCGAGUGGCCGGGGAGCAACCUGGGGACACAUUCUGCAGAGACUGUCCUCUCAGUGGACCUAGAAUCCUGUUCUCUGCCAACAAGUUUCUCCUAAGAUGAAAAGUGUUUAAAAGAAACACCCAUGAGUGCCUUACCACUGGAGAGAACUCAAGUCCAGAGCCCAGGCUCAGCAGCAAGAGAAAAAGCUCAUGCCCAGAAGCAAAGACCCUCAGUGAGAAGAGAGCAGACCCAGGGAGGUGACCCACUACCAAGUACAUGGACACUGGAAGCCUCUCCCUCUCCUCAUGUGCUCGGUGUCAUGGGGGCAAAGGAAAGACCUUAGUCUUGCUCUGCUCAAAGAAAAUUUAAAACGAUUUAAUCCAAGUAACAACAUUGAUGUUAUCAUAGGUUUUAAAGAUGUUUGUGCCAAGAAAAUAAAGCAGGACGUGGCUGGAUAAA
Molecule: messenger RNA, 5472 nt
Organism: Jaculus jaculus (lesser Egyptian jerboa)
Lineage: Eukaryota; Metazoa; Chordata; Mammalia; Rodentia; Dipodidae
Gene: Yeats2
Product: YEATS domain containing 2
Exons: 31
Coding region: 168-4409 (1413 amino acids)
Biological process (GO): regulation of transcription by RNA polymerase II; chromatin remodeling
Cellular component (GO): NuA4 histone acetyltransferase complex
Molecular function (GO): histone binding
Source: RefSeq, a predicted model, not a curated record